AUGGAGAAUCCAAUCGAAAAGAGGUUGGAAGAAGGGUUAGGCACAGGUUCACAACUUGUAGUCGAAGAGGAUAAUAAUAAAAGAAGCACUAGUCAUCAAGGUAAGAAAGACGAGGUAGGCAUUCACCCCAGCAAUGAGAACGAGGAAAACAAUGUGGUAAUAUCUGACCAGCCUGAGGAACUGAAGGAGGAGCAACCACAGAAAAAACAAAAGACUAAGAGGGUUGCAACCUUGGAUGCAUUUAGAGGACUCACGAUAGUGUUGAUGAUACUUGUGGAUGAUGCUGGAGGAGCAUAUUCACGGAUAGAUCAUUCACCAUGGAAUGGAUGCACAUUGGCUGAUUUUGUAAUGCCCUUUUUCCUCUUCAUUGUUGGAGUUGCAAUAGCCCUCGCCCUAAAGAAAAUUCUGAAGGUCAAUUCUGCUAUUAGAAAGAUAAUCUUAAGAACAUUGAAGCUUCUCUUUUGGGGAAUUAUACUGCAAGGAGGAUAUUCUCAUGCACCAGAUGUUCUGUCCUAUGGAGUUGACAUGAAGCAAAUCAGAUGGUGUGGCAUCCUCCAGAGAAUAGCUUUGGUAUACUUUGUUGUGGCUAUUAUAGAGACCCUCACCACCAAGCUUAGACCAACCGUUCUAAAACCCGGUUCUUUCUCCAUUUUCACCGCCUAUAAAUGGCAAUGGUUUGGAGGCUUUGUCGCAUUUGUAAUAUACAUGGUCACAACAUUCACUUUAUAUGUUCCUGACUGGAGCUUCGUCGUGCACCAUGAGCAUGGAUCUGAAAAAUACACUGUAAAAUGUGGUAUGAGAGGACAUUUUGGACCUGCCUGCAAUGCAGUUGGCUAUGUUGAUAGACAAGUCUGGGGUAUUAAUCACCUGUACUCACAACCCGUUUGGUCAAGAUUAAAGGCUUGCACCUUUAGUUCACCUGAUUCUGGCCCAUUUCGCAAGGAUGCACCGAGUUGGUGCCACGGUCCAUUUGAACCUGAAGGCCUGUUGAGCACAAUUUCAGCCAUCCUUUCUGGCACAAUUGGCAUUCACUAUGGACAUGUAUUAAUUCAUUUUAAGGAGCAUGCUGAAAGGCUCAAGCACUGGGUUUCAAUGGCGCUUGUUUUACUUAUUGUAGCAGUUAUUCUUCAUUUUACAGAUGCUAUUCCUAUCAACAAGCAGCUAUACAGCUUCAGCUAUGUUUGUUUCACAGCUGGUGCAGCUGGAAUUGUAUUUUCAGGGUUCUACAUACUGAUUGAUGUCUGGGGACUGCGUACGCCAUUCUUGUUCCUGGAAUGGAUAGGGAUGAAUGCAAUGCUGGUUUUUGUAAUGGCAGCUCAGGGAAUUUUUGCAGCUUUCAUUAAUGGAUGGUAUUACAAGAAUCCAGACAACAAUCUAGUCAACUGGAUUCAACAGCAUGUUUUCAAUGAUGUUUGGAAAUCUGAAAGAGUGGGGACGCUAUUAUAUGUAAUAUUUGCUGAAAUCACCUUCUGGAGUGUGGUUGCUGGAAUCUUACACAAACUGGGAAUAUACUGGAAAUUAUAA
Fraxinus pennsylvanica is the source of this 1524-nucleotide messenger RNA. Lineage: Eukaryota; Viridiplantae; Streptophyta; Magnoliopsida; Lamiales; Oleaceae. The record is from the annotation of a GenBank genome assembly.